Messenger RNA from Aspergillus versicolor CBS 583.65, 2337 nucleotides. RefSeq names its product Het-C domain-containing protein. The transcript is spliced from 4 exons. Lineage: Eukaryota; Fungi; Ascomycota; Eurotiomycetes; Eurotiales; Aspergillaceae. The record is from RefSeq and is a predicted model, not a curated record. Bases 1 to 2337 code for a protein of 778 amino acids.
AUGGCCCCUCGAAUGAGUCUGGGUCUGAGUACCCUGCUCGCCCUGGGCCUUGUCCUGCUCCUGCUCCCCUGCCAAGUUCACGCUUUCGGCGCCGGCAACAUCGCUUCUAUUUCAAAGGUCGAAGGAAAGAAUUGGCGCCAUGGAGAUAUCGAAGACAUGCUCAAGACUGUGGCCUUUAUCAAGGGCCACAAAUGGACAUCCAACAUGAUCAAGCGCGUUUACUUUGGGAAUUGGUUGAGGGAUUACUCCCAGGCUAUGGAUGUCGGUACCCUCAAGAGUCUUCCCGCCGAUACCAUUCGCAUUCUUGUUUGGAUUCUGUCGUUUUUGACAUUCGGGUAUGCAACGGCAGAGUAUGAGGUCACGGCUGAUAGAUUGGGAGUUUAUCGUCCAGAGGAACACAUUGACAACCCGAAAGAUUAUGCGGAUAACGACGAUGCCCGCAAAUUCGACGAGCGCCUGCGAGGCCCCAUUCGUCCCGUUGAGCUCGACAUUGAUCCCGAUACUGGUAUGAAGAACUAUAUUGCCAACGAGAGAGGAGAUUGGGCGACGAGUGCCGCGUAUAUAAAGUACAGUCUUGCUCGCAGCAUUCAUUAUGGGAGACUAUACACCAGUGGGCACCGCAAGGGAAAUGAGGAGGACCUAUGUGAGGCCCUUCGAUGCCUGGGUCAGGGCCUUCAUACCCUUGAGGACUUCGCGGCGCACACGAAUUACUGUGAGCUUGCGCUCCGGGAGAUGGGCUUCCACAGUGUAUUCCCACAUACCGGUACCCAGACCCAGAUCAACCUCCGUGGACACCAUGUCUUUCCGCUUGUGACGGGAACAUUUGGAAUGGUUGACUUCUUCCAUUCUGUGCUUGGUGAAGCGACUGACCACUUCACUCAGUCGGAGGUCAACGAGAUGGAUACUGCACUUGGGAAUGCUGAGUCGAACUCGUCCUCCAAUUCGCUCAGCUCUCUCACCGGACUUUUGGGGAAAGUACCUGGAUGCAGUGAUCUAGUCGCUGAAGCCGAGGCACUUAAACGUCGCUCGGAAGCUCAACAGUCUGCGAACAGCCAUAGCGGUACUCGCAGUGGAUACGCUGCAGCUGGUGAGUUCGCUCGUGGAUUCAACGACGACUCCGAGCACAGCCGCGGCUUGAAUGAACAAACCAGGGCAAGCGCACCAUCAAACGCAGACACAAGCUCUGGCAAACCCACGGGAUUGCCUGGGAUGCCGGAUUUCAACCCAGCGGACACCAUUGCUAAGAUCUACCCCAUCCUCGCCUUCCGCGACAAGGUUGUUCGGAAAGUGGAAUCAGUUAUUGAGAAAAUUCCUGGUUUGGAGGCGCUGGUCGAGAAAAUUUCCGAGACAUUGACUGUCUUCAUCAUGUCUCUACUCGCCCCCUUCAUCCGGCCCAUUAUCAACGCCGCCUCCAAGUCUCUGCAAACCGGAUCUUCGGGUGUGAUUGAGUCCUCUUCAAAGCAUCAGUUCGAACCCUGGACCAACCCUCAUUGCACCGACCCUACACACUCCAUGCUCUCGAAGGACCAUUUUUCCAACAUCCUCAACGAGCCUGCCGGUGAAGUCGCUUCCGCCAUUCUUAGAUAUGUGGCGCCCCGCGUUCUCUACGCCUGGCAAGACAUCAAUAUCCCGGAGCAGCAAGUACUGCACGAUAGUCUCGACGUCUUCCACCAUCCUGCUCUCCGGAACAUGCGCAACGAUGCCCAUCGCACCAUGUUCGAAGCCGUCCAAGCUUGGGUCCAUGCCAUGCCUGACCGUGGCGCCAAACUCAACGACAUCCUCAGCGCCGAGGGCGUGAGGAACGGAAAAAACAACGGUGGGGAAGUCGGCCACUCCCAUUCCCACGGUGGAUUCCCAACCUUAGGAGGCGCUGCAGCUUCAGCACACGGCCAAGGUCACGGCCACAGCCAGACUUCCAGCCACGGGUAUUCCUCCCACCAAUCCUCCCACCAGCAAAGCCACCAAAGCUCUGGCUCGCAGCUUCCCUGGGAAAAGCUCUCGGCCCUUCCCAUCCCCGGAAUCCAAAACAUCGACAAGCUCAGCAGCAAACUCUCUAGCUUCGGUCUUGGUGGUCUCACCGGGUCGUCGUCAAGGGACGAUACACCAACCCACUCACAGUCCCAGCACCAUCACUCUGGAGGAUACGGGCAUUCACAGCCUGGGUCCGGGUAUAACACUCCUCCUCAGGGAUACGGCCAUGAGCAUAGCCAAGGGCACCAUCAUCAGCAUCACCAUCAUCAGCACCAACAUGGGCACCAAAAUGAGCACGGUCACGGACAAGGCCAUGGGUAUGGACACCAACACGGCUACGGAGGUGGAUAUGGGGGCGGAUACUAG